AAAAAAAAUAAAAAAGGGGAGGGGGGUGUUAGAGGAUGCCAUUUUUAGCAUCUCAAAUUAGGCAAAAUACAGGUGAUAAUGAGUGCUAAAAAUUGAAGGGGAGGAAGAAACACCCCGCCGGAAAAAACGACACCGCUUCGCCUGCGAACCAGAAAAGUUCAUCUUCUUCUUCUUCUUCUUCUUCUUCCAGCAGCAAGGAAGAACCACACACUGUCUUCAUCGUUCGACGCGAAAACCAGAACCCCCCACGUUUGUCGGACGAGACCAAAUGGAGUUGCCCGAACGACCCAAUUCCCCAAACCCUAAUCCCCAAAUCCCCGCCGUGCCCCAAUUCCACCACCGCCGCGCCCGCUCCGAGGUCAACUUCCGGAUGCCCGAUGACGACGCCGCCGCCGCCGGCGACCACCCCUUCGACGACGCGCCUUCCGGGAGCUUCGAAGACCUCGGAUCCGAGGACGACCUGCUGAGCACGUACAUGGACAUGGAGAAGAUCGGGGAGAAGCUCGACGGCGGGCCCGGAUCCGGCCCGGGGCCCAACGACGCCGGCAGCGGCGGCGGCGGGAGGCCGAGGCAUCGGUACAGCAAUUCGGCGGACGGGUCUUCGGCCUUGGAGGGCAUAGAGGCUAAGAAGGCCAUGGCUCCUGAUAAGCUGGCGGAGCUGUGGGCGGUUGAUCCCAAAAGAGCCAAGAGAAUUCUUGCAAAUCGGCAGUCUGCUGCUCGCUCAAAAGAGAGAAAAGCAAGGUACAUCUCAGAACUCGAGAGAAAAGUCCAGACCCUUCAAACAGAAGCAACUACUCUUUCUGCUCAGCUCACACUUUUUCAGAGAGAUACAACAAAUUUGACUUCUGAAAAUGCAGAGCUCGAGCUUAGGUUACAGGCGAUGGAACAACAAGCUCAGCUACGUGAUGCUUUAAAUGAAGCUCUUAAAAAGGAAGUAGAGAGGCUCAAAAUUGCCACUGGAGAAAUGAUGACACCAACAGAUAUCUAUAAUUUGGAAAUGCACCAAUAUCCAUAUUCACAACCUUCCUUCUUCCCUCCUCAGCAACAACCCACAUCAGUCGACUUCCGAAACAUGCAAAUGCCUCAGUUCAACAUGUUUCAUAUGAACAUAGCAGCUUCAGGGCAAUCUCCGACCGUGCCUGCACAUUCUCAUGGCUUCUCAGAGCUGUUGCAGCAGGAUUCCCUUGGUCGAUUGGAGGGGCUUGAGAUUAGUAAUAGAGGGUCACAUCUUGUAAAGUCUGAAGGCUCUACCAUUUCAGCAAGCGAAAGCAGUAGCACAUAUUAGUGUAAAUUUUAUGCUGACACACUCUGUAAGCCCGCCCCCAUUGAUUUGUCUAUAGAUCGAUCUCUGUAAUCAUAACAGUAUGAGAUAUUAUUUAUUCAGCAAAUGCGAUUCUUUCGAUUUCUUUAAAA
Syzygium oleosum is the source of this 1413-nucleotide messenger RNA. Its product is annotated as transcription factor RF2b-like. NCBI's taxonomy places the organism in Eukaryota, Viridiplantae, Streptophyta, Magnoliopsida, Myrtales, Myrtaceae. The transcript is spliced from 4 exons. The record is from RefSeq and is a predicted model, not a curated record. Bases 269 to 1285 code for a protein of 338 amino acids. Gene Ontology annotation, cellular component: nucleus. Gene Ontology annotation, molecular function: DNA-binding transcription factor activity. Gene Ontology annotation, biological process: regulation of DNA-templated transcription.